ACAGAGCCAAUUGCAAGAUUCAACUUGAAGAUCACAGAGCUUCAGCAUCUCUUCAUAUCCAGCUUUGCCUUUGAAUCUCCUUUCCACAAUGGUUGCCUCUCUGAAGUCUUGGCCUCUUGUGAUUGCCAUGGCUCUGUGCAUCAUGUUCUGUCUGGGAACUUUUGUGGAAGCCUAUCCACCCAAGCCUGAGAGUCCUGGAGAAAAUGCUUCGCCAGAAGAAAUGGCAAAAUAUAUUGCUGACCUUCGGCAUUACAUUAACUUGGUGACAAGGCAAAGGUAUGGCAAGAGAUCUAUCCCAGAGACCUUGAUGUCAGAGCUUGUUUUUGGAGACAAUAGCAAUGCCAGAUCAAGGUUUGAUGAUUCGUAUAUGUGGUGAAGACUUACCCACUUUUCAGUAAAUGGAAGAUCAGCUGCGUCUUUUUAAAUAUUCCACUCCUGUUGUGUCAUUUAACAUUUUUAAAAAGCCUGUUCUUUCCCCAUUUCUGUUUUCUAUCAAAUGUUGAAUCUUGGAAAAUCAUUCUUUUGGGGAUUCCUUCUGCCCCUCCCCCCCAAAAUUAAAAAAAAAUGAAAAUGGUUCUUGCAAGCAUUAAGGGGACUCUGCAAGAAAUCUAUUGUGCUGGGGACAGGUCUGGUGUAUACUUGUGUUCAGUAGUGGCCUCGGCUUUUUUUUUUGAAACAAUGUCUGCAUUGAUUCAUCCAUGAAAAAUCACACUAUGUCCAUUCUUUAUUUUAUACAACCAUAGAUGUGUGUAUAUAUAAUGAUGUAUGAAUGUUUGUGUGUAUGUGUAGUGUGUAUGUG
Molecule: messenger RNA, 799 nt
Organism: Thamnophis sirtalis
Lineage: Eukaryota; Metazoa; Chordata; Lepidosauria; Squamata; Natricidae
Product: goannatyrotoxin-Vere1
Biological process (GO): feeding behavior; neuropeptide signaling pathway
Cellular component (GO): extracellular region
Molecular function (GO): neuropeptide Y receptor binding; neuropeptide hormone activity
Source: RefSeq, a predicted model, not a curated record